This is a messenger RNA of Monoraphidium neglectum, 657 nucleotides long. RefSeq lists its product as hypothetical. The transcript is spliced from 7 exons. The record is from RefSeq and is a predicted model, not a curated record. Lineage: Eukaryota; Viridiplantae; Chlorophyta; Chlorophyceae; Sphaeropleales; Selenastraceae. The coding region runs from base 1 to 657 and encodes 218 amino acids. Gene Ontology annotation, molecular function: RNA helicase activity; nucleic acid binding; ATP binding.
AUGGCUGGGGUCAAGGUCGAAGCCGCGGAGCCGCACCAGCCGGCGCCGGGCGCCGGCGCCGCGGAGGGCAUGGAUGCGCCCGACCCGAGCCUGCGGCUGGCUGACCAGCUCAUCAACCCCGAGGGCGGGAUCAGGGCGGUGACGCAGGAGGGGGAUCAGAUCUACAGCAGCGCCCACAAGUUCGAAGAGCUGGAUCUGUCAAAGGAGCUGAUGAUGGGACUGUACAGUGAGAUGAGGUUUGACCACCCCAGCGCCAUCCAGGCCAAGACGCUGCCCAUGAUCCUCGAGCCGGACCAGAACGGCACCUACAGGGACCUCAUAGCACAGGCCCACAAUGGCAGCGGCAAGACCACCUGCUUCGUCCUGGCCAUGCUCAGCAGGGUCGACCCCGCCCUCCACGUGCCCCAGGCGCUGUGCAUGUGCCCCACGCGCGAGCUGGUGCUGCAGAACCUCCACGUGGUGCGCCGCAUGGCCAAGUACACCGCCAUCCAGGCCGUCAGCACCGCUGAUGAGGACGAGCGCACAGGGGCCGCAGGCGGCCGCCGCGCGGCGCGACGCGCGAAGAUCACGGAGCACAAGUGCGGCUGCAUUGCUUAUGUCGGCCUGUCUUACAAGGCUGGGAGCUUAGCGGGCCAAGUAAAAUCUGCAGCACAUUAA